AUGGAUCGGAAACAUCUCGCAACAGGGGCAUUUCCUCUAUCCCUCUCAAAAACAAUAUACCUUAUUCAUCUGCUCUCCUGGUUGCAACUUCUAUACGCAGUGUCCUACCUCGUACGGCCACUCUGGAACACACGGCGCGAGUUUCCACCCUUUAACACAGCCCUCAGCCGCACAGAAACAAGAAUUAUCAACACCCUCCUCGGCGCCAUCCCCCUCUCAGCUUAUAGUUCCGCAACAGCAACAGAGCGCCAGUGGUACCUGUCAUCAGGGAAUGGUCUCUUGAACCCAGAGAGCAACGGCAUCCGCACCACCCAUCAGCCCACCCCCAACUUGCUAGCCAGCUCAACAUCGCCACAGCAAGGACACCAAGACUCCGAAUCCUCAUCGGAUCAAGAACGUUCUAUACCAGAUACGGGUACCGAAAAACCCCGGGAAAACUCCCCCAUUCAUGAAACACUGCGCAAGAUCCGGUUUAACACACAAGGCAGUAUUUCAAAGCUUGCCACCUCGGCAAAAGCCAUCUUCCGACAGCCACUGGCCAUCGUCCCAGGGAAUAUGAAUGGCUCGCCGUCAGACGAGGAACGGGCGGAGCAAGAGCUCGUUCCAAUUCGAGUGCGCACUUCACAGCCUCGCUUCGUCGAGAACGUGCCUUUCCCUGUGCCCAUGUCUGCGUCUGCGCGUGUCGUAGGUCACUUCAGUGACCCUGGGCCGGCAAUUGGAACCAAGGUGCACCAGCCAGUCUCGUUUGGGGCGGCGAUCGAUGCGGCAGUUGAUUCGGAGACCGUGCAGAUGAAUCGUGCGCGCAAGUAUCACUCUAUCGAGAGUUAUCCGGGGAAGUUUCCUGUCAGUGAUUCGUUGGAUUAUAGCUCACUUGCUACUGCUUAUGCCGUGAGAGGAAGGGGGACUACCUCUGUCCGACCUUUCUCAGACUACUAG
Penicillium coprophilum is the source of this 936-nucleotide messenger RNA. RefSeq lists its product as uncharacterized. The transcript has a single exon. Bases 1 to 936 code for a protein of 311 amino acids. NCBI's taxonomy places the organism in Eukaryota, Fungi, Ascomycota, Eurotiomycetes, Eurotiales, Aspergillaceae. The record is from RefSeq and is a predicted model, not a curated record.